AUGGAACAUGGUGACUUCGCCGAGACCAUAGACCGGCUGUGUGAUGAAUUUCGCGAAAAGUUGGUGAGUGCCUAUGAGUCACUUCAAGCUCCCCCAACAGAGGCUCCCCCAACAGAGGGGGCUCUCCGAGGUCUCAGUCAGAGGGUGGCCAAAUCAUAUUCAGUGGCGAGCAGCCGUGCGGGUAGCCGUGCGACAAGCCGUCCGAUAUCACGUGCGAAUAGCAAAGGCAGCAGUUUGACUCACUCGCAGAGCUUAUCAGCACGUUCGACCAGCCGGGUCGUAAGGAGUGAGACAAACGGCCCGGGCGAUGGUUCGUGCAACCCAAACAUGAACUCUAUGACUUCAAGCUCCAUGGAGAGUGACCACAUUCCUCACGGCGAUUCCUCGACGAUCUUCCGGUCAGUUCUUGCACACCUCACUCCCGAGGAGGCUCGCACUGUCCGCUAUCGAUUGAGAUGGCGUCUUGGAGCUAUGUCCUCUAAGACAAUAGUUUCAGGCAAGCAUAUCCACGAUGCGGUUUCUACACUGGGCCUCACAACUUACUCAGAGGAGGACAUGAAUGAGUUCGUGAACUUGCUGGCAGACUUCAUCAAACUUAGCUUCGAGGCCAUGGACGUGGAUGAGACGCCGGAGCAUGACGGAAUCCAAUUGGGGUGGUUCUCCAGUGACAACAUGGCCUUCCGGCCGGUUUGGGCAUGGCCCGAAAAGGUGGAGUCGGAGAUUCAUGGGCCACAGUUGAAGAAAAGUGUGACGCAGAAACUAACAACCGCGCAGGAUUUGCAGCCUAUGCGAAGCUUCAACGUGGUCCCGGCGCAAGCAUUGAUGGAGGUAUUGCUUGCAACCGAGGGUGAGGUCCAUAAAAAGAUUUUUGGCUCAAAGCGCAUGCAACAGUUUCGGGCAUUGAAGGAAAUUUUGCUAGCGGCUGACACCAAUCGGCUUGUGGCAGAGUUGACCUUUGUGCGAAUUAACGAUCUGGCUGGGCCUGCAGAGCGCACAAAUAUUCUGACCAUCAUGGAGCCACUCGUAGCCCUUCUCAUCGUCGCCAACGGGGUAAUGAUAGGUCUGCAAACUCAUCCAGGAAACGAGGACUGGAGCGGCUGGCCGGCGCUGGAAGCGGCAUUUACAUGUGCGCUAUUUUUGGAGAUAGGACUCCGCAUGUAUUUCAUGCGAUGCCGCAACUAUUGCUGUGGCCCUGACCGUUACUGGAGUUACUUUGAUGUGUUCCUUGCUGCAACUGGACUUUCCGACGCGAUCCUCCAGGCGGUUGUGGACGAAACCAUUAUGGACGCAAAUGGCACUUCGCUUCUGAGGUUUUGCAGGUUGAUUCGCCUGGUGCGGAUUGUCAAAGUCUUCCGAAUCAAAGCAAUGAGGGAUCUCCGGCUGAUGGUGAAAGGCCUGAUCGCAGGAGUGCGAACUCUCAGUCUUGCCUUUUUGCUGCUCUUUGGGGUCCUCUAUGUGAUUUCCGGACUGGCAGCCAUUACCAUCGGUUCUGACAGCAAGACAAAGGACCUUAAUCUCGAUAGCUACUUUUCGGACAUUCCUCAGACAAUGUUCACUGCGUUCCGUUGCUUCACAGGGGAGUGCACAAAUGAAUUUGGACACCCAAUCCUUAUUGAGUUGAAAGAGGCAUAUGGACUGCCCUUUGUUCUUUCCUACGUCAUCAGCUACAUGCUCGUCUCGAUGGGGAUUUUCAAUGUAAUUCUAGCUGUCUAUGUUGAUAUCACGAUGAAGGCCGCGAAGGAGAACGAUGCAGUCACUGCGGAGCAGUACUCGCGGGAGUCUGUUCGCGUUGCACGGGCAACAAGGGAGCUUCUGAAAAAGUUCCAGGCAGCCUAUCACAAGUUUCAUGAAAUGGAAGAAGACGACUCCCCAGGAAGGCGUCUAUCGAAGAUGAAGCUGAACAAGCCGAGCACAUUGUUUGCCCAGGACGGAACGCAUGACAUGGAAAUCACCAAGGAGAUGUUCUUGCUCAUUAUCCAGGACAGGAGCGUGCAAAAGCUGAUGAACGAGUUGGACUUGCCACCCGAUCGUGCCAACAUGUUUGAGAUCAUAGAUGCUGACGGCAGUGGCACACUGCAACUUGCAGAGCUGUUGCACGGCUUGUUGAAAAUGCGUGGCGACAUCAGCAAGUCCGAUGCUGUGGCAGCCUACCUGGCCACCAAAGCGGUGCAGGACAUGCUCACCGAGAUCAAAGAGGACUUACGCUCGGUGAGGAGCGAGGCUCAUCGCAGGACUUACCAGCCACCGGAGCCGUUCAGUCCUGGCAGUGGGGUCUCAGAGGGCUCCUUCCCCCUGAGCCCCCUCGGGCCCCUUGACUCACCAAAGGAACCAGCCAAGCAUGAUCCGGAGCCAGAACUCACACCGGGCCUAUCCGGUGUCCAGGCCUCUCAAAAGCCCGAAGUUCCAGGCGGAGAACUUUCCCAGCCUCCUUCUCCAAAGGCAAUUCAGAUUCAUACAGACACAUGA
Molecule: messenger RNA, 2466 nt
Organism: Symbiodinium necroappetens
Lineage: Eukaryota; Dinophyceae; Suessiales; Symbiodiniaceae
Source: the annotation of a GenBank genome assembly